Molecule: messenger RNA, 1452 nt
Organism: Marchantia polymorpha subsp. ruderalis
Lineage: Eukaryota; Viridiplantae; Streptophyta; Marchantiopsida; Marchantiales; Marchantiaceae
Source: the annotation of a GenBank genome assembly
UUGGAUGCGAGAGUGGAGAGGAGAUUGUUGUCGGCCUCGAUCCGUCGAGCGCGUCGGAAGCUCGCGAUCGAUCGCGCGAAGGAGGUUCGUGGGUCGAUCCGUCUCCAUCGUCGAGCACGCGGUUUUGCGCUGCGUUGCGUUUGAUCGCUCGGUCGACAUGUCGGCGAUGGGGCUGCUCCAAAUGGGCCCCUGCAGUGUCUGCGCUUUCCCCCAUGCUCCUUGGUCUCACUUACCAUCGCCACCGCCUUCUUCUUCCGCCAAGAUGCUUGCUGGAAUCGGAAUCGGACAGAAGACGAACUUGGCUGGGCGAUUCCAUUUUUCCAGGACAAAUUCGGCAUUCCAAGACAAUUCGGAAGUUGCCGCCAAUCUCAAACCAAACUCGAGUGCUGGAUGGCCAGUGAAGGCAGUCACCAGUGAACCGUCGAAUCCAGGCUCUCCAGCAGAGCUCGAUGACGAAGCCGAGAUGCUAAAGAGACAGGAACUAUUCAACACUAUUGCGCCCAUGUACGACAAUUUGAAUGACUGGCUGAGCUUGGGCCAACAUCGAGUUUGGAAACGCAUGGCUGUGUCCUGGGCCGGGGCGAAAGCAGGAGAGACAGUGCUGGAUAUCUGCUGUGGAAGUGGUGAUUUGGCAUUCUUGUUGGCGCAGAAGGUCGGACCAAGUGGAAAGGUCAUAGGUCUCGACUUUGCGAAAGAACAACUUGUCAUUGCAGCUGAUCGGCAGCAGGACUCUCCGCGAACAUCUGCGGCAGAUAUGGAGUGGAUACAAGGAGACGCUCUAUCUCUACCUUUCGAAGAUUCGUCGUUUGAUGCAAUCACAAUGGGGUACGGGCUUCGAAACGUGACGAACAUUCCGCAGGCACUCGCCGAAAUCUAUCGUGUCCUGAAGCCAGGUAGAAAAGCAUCUGUGCUAGAUUUCAACCGCAGUCCAGAUCUUUUAACUGGUGAAGUACAGGGCUUUGUAUUGGACAACGUAGUGGUUCCGGUCGCUACAUAUUUUGGAGUGCGAGAAGAAUACGCCUACCUUAAAACGUCCAUAGCUCGCUUCCCGCUAGGUGCAGAACAAGAGAGACUUGCAGCCGACGAAGGGUUUUCCAAAGCAGUCCAUUAUGAAUUGGCAGGUGGAUUAAUGGGAGUACUAGUAGCGACUAAGUAGAGAAUAGUGCAAAACUUUCGUCAUGGGUCUUACCUUGUAUUUGACGUAGGAAAUCGGACAAGAUAUUCUCUCAAUGUUGGACUGAGAUCUAGAGUUUCGCUUACACCGUCACGAAUUACGCUUAUGUCCUUGUAGUGAGCACUCACACAUAGAUAGCUUAUAGAAUUGGAAACGUAGGAAAUAUCGGCGAUAAAUUUUGGUGCUCCAUAAUUAAAGAUUCCCAGUGAGAAUUUAUGUGAAAAAAUCAGUGAGUCGAAGGAACAACUUGCGAAGUGUCUACAUUUGAAAAAAAGGGC